AUGUUCGGAUUCGACGACGCCCGCGACUCCCACGCCCAAGUCUACGACGACUCCGUCCCGGAAGAGCACCGGGCCAAGUUCUCGCACGAGCUCAUCUCGGGCGCUGCGGCCUUCGAAGGCAUGAAACUGUUCGAAGACCACCAGCGCCGCGAAGGCCAGGCCGUCAGCCACGGCUUCGCCAAGGAGCUGCUGGCGGGCUUCGUGGGCGGCGAGGUCGACAAGUUGGCCGAGACCAAGGGCGAGGAUGCGUGGGACCGGCGCGAGACCAAGAAGAGGGCCGAGCAGCAUGCCGAGCGGAUGUAUGAUGACCAUUAUGGCGGGCAGGAUCAGUAUGAUCCGAACAGGAGGGAUGCGCCGGACUUUGGGUACGACAGGAGAGGGGGUGGGGAGGGGAGGAGGGGGGAUAGGAGGGAUGAGUAUCAACAGGGCGGGUAUCAGCAGGGAGGGUACGAUCAGGGGGGGUACCAGCAGGGAGGAUAUCAGCAGGACAGCUAUCAGGAUGAUCGACAGGGUGGAUAUGACCGGAGAUACUAG
Messenger RNA from Cyphellophora europaea CBS 101466, 534 nucleotides. RefSeq lists its product as uncharacterized. NCBI's taxonomy places the organism in Eukaryota, Fungi, Ascomycota, Eurotiomycetes, Chaetothyriales, Cyphellophoraceae. The record is from RefSeq and is a predicted model, not a curated record. The transcript has 2 exons. The coding region runs from base 1 to 534 and encodes 177 amino acids.